Molecule: messenger RNA, 3151 nt
Organism: Hemiscyllium ocellatum (epaulette shark)
Lineage: Eukaryota; Metazoa; Chordata; Chondrichthyes; Orectolobiformes; Hemiscylliidae
Gene: cdk11b
Product: cyclin dependent kinase 11B
Exons: 26
Coding region: 388-2898 (836 amino acids)
Biological process (GO): protein phosphorylation; regulation of mitotic cell cycle
Cellular component (GO): nucleus
Molecular function (GO): cyclin-dependent protein serine/threonine kinase activity; ATP binding
Source: RefSeq, a predicted model, not a curated record
GGAACGGCGUGUCGCUGGAGGUGACGUGUAAUGUGUGCGACGCUGCGGCCUUGGAGCGGGCGCCGGGCGAUCUGAGGGAGCGAGUUGCCCCACUGAGGAUAAAAGUGUUUUAAUUCGGAGGCUCAUCUGGGUCCAGCGGGGAAGGAGAGCGAGCUGGCUUGAGUGUGCUGUAUUUAAACAUCUGCAGUUCUCUUGGAGCAAGAGUUUAUUUGUUAACUACAUAUCAAGGAUCAUGGAAAGGCACUUGAAUGGGAGCUUUUUCAAACCAAGCAUUAAUUCUGAUCUGUCCAUUUUAUUGACAAUUGAGGAGACAAGGCUCAUCAGGAAAUGAAAUUUACAAAUGAGCAGUGACAUACCAAUCACACAAUCUCAGUGUGGUCUGUCCCAAUGGGAGAUGAAAAGGAUAACUGGAAAGUAAAAACUCUUGAAGAAAUUUUGCAGGAAAAGAAACGACGAAAAGAGCAGGAGGAAAAGGGUGAUGUGAAACGUCCAAGAAAUCCCUCGCUGUGGAGGUGCCCAUCCAGAAUUCUGUUGGAUGACAGGGAUUCUAAGCGGGACUCACUGGAGGAAGGAGAGCUUCAGGAACACAAGGACAAGAUGGAGAUAACUAUACGCAAUUCACCACACCGACGAGAAGGAUCUAUAGAUGAUCGAGGUGAGGAGGAUGAUUCUUUGGCAAUAAAACCUCCUCAACAAACCUCUAAAAAAGAAAAAUCACAUCACAGAAAAGAGGAACGCAGAAAGGAAAAGCGAAGACAUCGAAGCAGAUCGGCUGAAGUCUUCAGAACUGAAUCAUGGGAAACGAAGACUGUUACGAAGAAACUCAAAGAAUUUAAUGUCUACAGGGCACUUAAGGCAGAUGAGAUGAACUUUAAAAUCUUCAAGGAAAUGAGCCAAGAAAUGGGAAAACACAUCAGAGGGAAGGAGAAAGAUAAGGAAAAAGAGAGGGAGCAUGAGCGAAGGAAACGACAGCGAGAAGAGCAAGAUAAGGCACGUAGAGAACGGGAAAGGCAGAAACGGAGAGAACUUGCCAGAGAACAUUCCAGAAGAGAAAGGCACAUGAAACCUUUUAUAGAUACAAGCAAUGUGGGGCAGGGCAGUCCUUGGGACCGUCUUGAGCAACUUGAGCGUCAGAGGGAACGGGAGAGGAGAAUGAGGGAGAGAGAACAACAGCAGAAGGAACAGUGGGAGCAACAGAAGGAACGGGAAAGGCUCAAGGGGCGAGAUAUCAGGAGAGAAGUUAUGAUACAGCAAAGAAUAGCAAAGGAGGAGUACACUGCAAAAAUGAAGUCUCAUCACAGAAGUCAUAGCCCAGUGUGGUAUCACACGGAGAGGAUUGAACUUGGAGGUGGAAGAAAAAUUGUUAAAGAGGAGAGGCAUGAAGAGAAAGAUCCACUGUCUGAUUUGCAGGAUAUAAGUGACAGUGAAAGAAAGACAACAUCUGGUGAAUCCUCCUCAGGGUCUGCAACUGCCUCCGAGGAAGAAGAGAGCAGCAGCGAGGCAUCUGAAGAGUCUCCCAGUCUGUCGGAGGUCGAAUCUGAACAAUCUCCUGGAGAAAUCAGUGAAGAGGAGGAACUCAGUGAUGAAGAAAGGCAGAAUGGAAAUCACAUCCAAAUCGUUACAGAGUCAAAAUUUGAUCACGAUUCAGAAGAGAGUGUGGAAGAGGAAGAGGAGGAGAUGGAGGAGGAGGAGAGUCUGGUCUCAAAUACUCCCACUGAAGGGGACUAUGUUCCUGAUUCUCCACCUGUUUCACCGGUUGAACUGAAAAAAGAAUUGCCACAGUACUUGCCUGCUCUUCAGGGUUGCCGCAGUGUAGAAGAAUUUCAGUGUCUUAAUAGAAUUGAAGAAGGAACUUAUGGUGUGGUUUAUAGGGCUAAAGACAAAAAGACAGAUGAGAUAGUGGCUUUGAAACGAUUAAAAAUGGAAAAGGAGAAGGAAGGGUUUCCAAUUACGUCUCUCCGGGAAAUCAACACAAUUUUGAAAGCACAGCACCCAAACAUUGUCACUGUUAGGGAAAUUGUAGUGGGGAGCAACAUGGACAAGAUAUACAUAGUUAUGAAUUAUGUUGAACAUGACCUCAAGAGCUUAAUGGAAACCAUGAAGCAACCAUUCUUACCAGGUGAAGUUAAAACACUGAUGAUACAACUUCUAAAAGGUGUUCGACAUCUUCACGAUAACUGGAUCUUGCAUCGGGACCUAAAGACAUCAAAUCUAUUACUGAGUCAUUCAGGAAUCCUCAAGAUUGGCGACUUUGGACUUGCCCGAGAAUAUGGCUCCCCAUUGAAACCUUACACCCCAGUAGUAGUAACUCUUUGGUAUCGAACCCCUGAGCUGCUACUUGGAGCAAAGGAAUACUCAACUGCUAUUGAUUUGUGGUCAGUGGGCUGCAUCUUUGCUGAAUUCCUAACUCAGAAACCUUUGUUUCCAGGGAAAUCUGAAAUUGAUCAGAUUAACAAAAUCUUUAAGGAGCUGGGUACACCAAGUGAGAAGAUCUGGCCUGGUUACAAUGAACUUCCUGCAGUGAAGAAAAUGACCUUUACUGAGUAUCCAUUCAACAACCUGAGGAAACGGUUUGGGGCCCUUUUAUCUGAUCAAGGCUUUGACCUCAUGAACAAGUUCUUGACCUAUUGCCCUGCCAAAAGAAUUACAGCAGAAGAAGCAUUAAAACAUGAGUAUUUCAGGGAGACUCCGCUCCCUAUAGAAUCAGCCAUGUUCCCAACCUGGCCUGCAAAGAGUGAGCAGCAACGAGUUAAACGUGGCACUAGUCCUCGGCCCCCUGAGGGUGGACUUGGUUAUAGUCAACUGGGCGAUGAUGAUUUGAAAGACACAGGCUUCCAUCUGACAACCACCAACCAGGGAGCCUCUGCUGCUGGACCAGGUUUCAGCCUCAAGUUCUAAUGCCCUGACGUUUUAUUUGAAGGUUAGGGUGAAAGACAAUUCAGUAGCUCAAAGAUGCCUUUCAUUUGGUAUCUUAAACUCUGCUUUCUAGUGGAAGUUGUGCUGUAUUUCUUGUACAGCAUUACAGGUCAGCGAGCUCCAUCUUUUUUUUAAACUUUUAAAUAUCCAUUUGUAAAAUUUAAAAUAAUUUAAUCAAGUCAAUUGCAAUGUGGAAAAUAAUUGUUCAACUUGACUGGUUAAAGUGGAAUAUUUU